This is a messenger RNA of Chanos chanos (milkfish), 1895 nucleotides long. It is a transcript of the gene hpse, whose product is annotated as heparanase. The transcript has 12 exons. Gene Ontology annotation, molecular function: hydrolase activity, acting on glycosyl bonds. NCBI's taxonomy places the organism in Eukaryota, Metazoa, Chordata, Actinopteri, Gonorynchiformes, Chanidae. Gene Ontology annotation, cellular component: membrane; extracellular matrix. The record is from RefSeq and is a predicted model, not a curated record. Gene Ontology annotation, biological process: angiogenesis involved in wound healing; cell-matrix adhesion. The coding region runs from base 163 to 1806 and encodes 547 amino acids.
CAUGAAUGGGCAGCGGUGAGUCAGAUGGCUUCGUUGGUUUUGUGAAAAGAACCCGGCUUGAAAAUAGAGACAUUUUAUUUUGUUGGAUUAAAUGUUCUAUCUGCGAAAAAGGAAAACUAAGAUUCAAGAGGAUCGAUAAACUCCUGAUAUUCAUCUGACUAAAUGAAUUCUCUGAAAGCUCUCGUUUCACUGACCGCCUUACUUCUUGGCGUCUCCAGUCGAGGAAACCACGUCGAAGCAAUUAACAUGAGAAACACAAAUGAAAGUGUUUUUGUGAUUAAAUUGGAUAUGGACAUUUCUCAUCCAACCAGAAGAGUGGAUGAGCGUUUUCUUUCUGUGACAAUAGAUGCGAGUUUAGUCGCGGAGGAGAAGUUCAUGUAUCUGUUGGGGUCACCAAAACUAAGGACUUUAACAAAAGCUUUGACACCCGCUUUUUUGCGAUUUGGAGGCACCAGACAAGAUUUUAUGAUAUUCCACCGACAAAAUGCGUUCCAAUCGAAGGAGUACAUGACGAACUCUCUGUUCUAUCUUGGUGAUAUCUGUGAGAGACUUGAGCUGCCCCCAUUAUUGGAGAAUCAGUUAAAGAAAGAAUGGGCAGUCCAGACAUUUCUACUACAAAAGGAAGAGUUGCAAAGAAAAUAUCGACGAGUAAAAUUUUCUGACCAUGCUGUCGACUUGCUCUAUUCUUUCGCGAACUGUUCCGGUCUGGACCUCAUAUUUGGCUUGAACGCACUGCUCAGGACCAGUGGAAAUUCUUGGGACAGUCAUAAUGCUGAGAAGCUAAUGGACUAUUGUGAAUCCAAAGAGUACUUCAUGUCCUGGGAGCUGGGGAAUGAGCCUAACAGCUAUGAGAAGAAGGCUGGGAUUAGAGUGGACGGGACUCAGCUGGGUCAGGAUUUUCUUCAUCUUCGAAAAAUUCUUCAGCAGUCAAAACUCUACAACUCAUCAGGACUUUAUGGACCGGACAUUGGUCAGCCAAGAGAUCACCGCAGAGAUUUGUUAACGGGGUUUCUUGAGACUGGAGCUGAAGCAAUUGACGCAUGUACCUGGCAUCAUUAUUAUGUCAAUGGUAGAGAAACAUCUUUGGAAGAUUUUCUGGAUCCAGCAGUACUUGACACACUGGCCUCAAAAACAAAAGAGGUCUUCGAGACCAUUAACACGGUUUCCCCCGGGAAGAAAGUUUGGCUUGGAGAAACAAGUUCAGCAUAUGGUGGUGGAGCGUUGGGGCUCUCUGACUCUUUUGUUGCUGGUUUCAUGUGGCUGGAUAAAUUGGGACUUGCUGCAAAGCUUGGUCUGGAUGUGAUUAUGCGACAGGUUUUAAUUGGCGCCGGUACAUAUCACCUGGUGGAUGAUAAUUUGGAUCCUCUUCCGGACUACUGGCUGUCAUUACUCUAUAAGAGGCUUGUUGGACCUGAGGUGCUUAAAGUGGAAGCUCUUUCAAAUUCAAAACAGCCAAAACGACUACGGGUAUAUCUCCACUGCACUAACAAAAAAAGUACACGCUUUAGAAAAGGAGCCAUCACCCUGUUUGCAUUAAACCUGAGCAAGAACCCGGCACUGAUCAUCCUGCCUUCCCACAUCUCCAACAGCACUGUUGAGGCUUUUGUUCUUGAAUCAGCUGAGUCUGGAGAGGAAGGACUCUACUCCAAGUCUGUCAAGCUGAACGGAGAGGUGCUGAAGAUGGUGGAUGACAGAACUCUGCCUCCACUGAAGGGCUCUGAGCUGUCGCCCGGGGAACAGCUCAAGGUUCCUGGUUUAUCGUUUGCCUUCUACGUGCUGAAGGACGCUCAGGCAGCGGCGUGCUGAUGGCCUUAGAGAACAGGCCUGACAUACCUUGUUUUUUCAGGGAAAAUGAAUUCAGUUUAAACAUUUGAAGCAGGAUGUUGCACUGUGAA